Folsomia candida is the source of this 1574-nucleotide messenger RNA. Its product is annotated as 1-aminocyclopropane-1-carboxylate synthase-like protein 1. The record is from RefSeq and is a predicted model, not a curated record. Gene Ontology annotation, biological process: amino acid metabolic process; biosynthetic process. The transcript is spliced from 9 exons. Gene Ontology annotation, molecular function: pyridoxal phosphate binding; transaminase activity. Bases 142 to 1440 code for a protein of 432 amino acids. Lineage: Eukaryota; Metazoa; Arthropoda; Collembola; Entomobryomorpha; Isotomidae.
GAGAUUCCUCUGUUAACUGAGAGGGAAUAAGAGUAAGAAGGGUAAUGACCUUGCUUCUUGUUGUAAGUACUUGGAAUUGGAACAAAAUAAUUAGUAAUAAAUUGAGUACAGGCUGCACACGAUUAAACUAGAAAUAUAAAAAUGGCCUCAUCCGAAGCACUGUUAUCCAUCCGAGCCAAAAGGCUAUCCGUGGACAUGGACUACAUCUCCAACUACUCGGUGGGGUCUGCACUUCAGAACCCGUUCGAUGAGACAAAAAACCCAGAGGGAAUCAUCAACUUCGGAACUGCAGUGAGCGGACUCAUGGACGAAUUAUGGCUCACUCGAUUUUCACAGCAAUCCUUUUUUACGCCAGAUUCUUCUCAUUAUCGCUAUUACCAAUGUUGGGGGGUUGACACUUUUCGGGAAGCAUUGUCCAAGUUUAUGAAUAUAUUCUUCAAACCGAAGAAGCCAAUUAUAUUUGAGAAUCUGUACGUUCUUAAUGGGGCUUUAUUGUCACUGGACAUUUUGGGUUUUCUAUUGGCCGAUGAGGGCGAAUCCUUCGUAUUCCUUACUCCAGGAUAUAAUGGAUAUUAUCAAGCUGGGUUUCAAAGAUGGGGCAUUCACAUGGUUCCAGUUCCUCUCCAGCAUAAUGAGGAAUCUGGAGAGUUUGAGCUGACGGUGUCUUCAGUGGAGAAAGUAAUAUCCGAUGAGGAGUCGAAAGGAAGGAGGGUUCGGGCCUUCGUGUUCAACAAUCCGGAAAAUCCAUUAGGAAAAGUCUUCACUGUGGAAAUAGUGAAGGAAAUCAUGAACUUAUGCCAAAGACGAAAAAUUCAUCUCAUAGCGGAUGAAAUAUACUGCAUGUCAGUAUUUGACGAGAAUACUCAUUUCCAUUCCGUUUUAGAGAUUCAUAAUCCAACCUUAUUGGACACAAACUUGCUUCAUGUAAUCUGGGGAUUUAGCAAGGAUUUAUGCCUCACGAGUUUUAGAACUGGAGUUAUCCACACAGAAAACGUGUCACUUCAAAAUGCCCUCAAGUCAGGAUCCCAAUUUCAGGCUGUUCCCCUUCCAUUAAUGCACAUUCUCACAAAUGUCAUUUCCGAUGCGGAUUGGUUUAAAAACAAGUUUGUGCCCACAAAUCAUUCUCGACUCAGAGCUACGUACGCUAAAUGUAAAGAGUUUUUUUGCAAAAUUGGAUUUACAACGACCAAGAGCACUGCUGGAUUUUUCUUUCUGGUGGAUCUUCGUCCCCUGUUUAAUCCACCAAGUCAAGAAGCCUCGAAAGCAUUCGUAAAGAAGCUGUAUGCUCACAAGAUUUACAUGACGCCUUCUUGGGAAAUGGGAGCAGAACAUGGAUGGUUUCGAUUCGUGUUUACUGCAUACAGUACACAUGGGCUGGACAUUGGUCUUGCCCGCUUGGCAGCUGCAAUUGACGAAUGGAAGCGGGACAUUAGUGCAUAACAUUAUAAAGCUGUAUUCAAUAUGCAAUAUGCCAAAUUAUUCUAUCAUUAUUAUUAUUAUUAUCAUUAUUAUCAUUAUUAUUAUUAGUGAAAUUAAUUAAAAUAAAAUUAUGCCUGAGCAAAUUAGAAAAUUCA